This is a messenger RNA of Melanotaenia boesemani (Boeseman's rainbowfish), 8005 nucleotides long. It is a transcript of the gene kif26ab, whose product is annotated as kinesin family member 26Ab. Gene Ontology annotation, biological process: microtubule-based movement. Gene Ontology annotation, molecular function: ATP binding; microtubule motor activity; microtubule binding. The coding region runs from base 137 to 6154 and encodes 2005 amino acids. The transcript is spliced from 16 exons. The record is from RefSeq and is a predicted model, not a curated record. Lineage: Eukaryota; Metazoa; Chordata; Actinopteri; Atheriniformes; Melanotaeniidae.
GCAGCCACUGCUAAAGUGUGAAUUGACAGAUGACUGGUAAUCGUCAGUCAUGGCUCUGCCUCGGGUUUUUAAGUGGCAACUCUUUUGAGUUUUUCCAAAAGAUAUUCUCCUUAAGGUGCAACCUUUAUCUGGGAGAAUGAGCUUAUUUGGGGGUAACACAGCUCCUGAUGGAGAUUGCCCUGACGACCGCGUGUUCGCUGUGGAAGGAUGUCCGAGUGGGGAGUCUCCAGUAAUCUCCAGGAGAAGACUUCACUCUGCGGAGGAAGCGAAAUCCAGCAGUCGGCCUCCUCCUGAGGGUGCCGGGUCGGUUUCCAUAUCCGAGUCGGAGGAGAAAGGGGGCUUUUGCCAGCAAUGUCAGAAGAAAGUAUCAGACCUGAAGAGGCAGGCGCUAGCCCUGGCUGAUCAAAAUUCAUUGAAGGACCCUGGAUAUGCAACCUUCCUGUUCGAGCAGCUUCAGAUACCUGGAAAUCGUGAACCUGGCUGUUGCCAGGUGUGCUCCACACCUCUCCAUCAACUGAGGCAGGAGGCCUUGCAGACACUCCGCACACCUGCCAUUACCAUCAGCUCAGACAUGGAAGCCUUGCCCACCACAUCUUUUUUACCUCAGCCUUCUAGAUUCACUGUGUCGUCCUCCAGCGCCCACUCCAAGCAGUUAUCAAAAAGCCAGCCCACCACCCGCUCUGUUCUGUCUCUUGGGGAGCGACACAGGGUACCAGGCUGGUCCCAGAGUCCCGCUACCUCAGGGCCCAAGACCAGUGUACAGGUGACAGUAGCAGGAGGACAACUCAGUGGAUCCCUCAGCACCGUCACUAUCCAGGCACAACAGUACCUUGAGGGCAUGUGGAGCAUCUCCAGAGUCAACAACUUUCUUCCUCAGCCUAAACAUGCCCAAGCUUUAAAGGGGGAGGCAGACAGGGAUGGCACAGCCUUGGAGUCCGCUGUCACCACCAUGACCAACACCACCAGUUGCAGUGGCAGCACCCUGACGCCCUGCCGACUGAGGGGCUCCAUCCAAGCGGGAAUCCCAGCACCUGUAACCUGUGCAUCAACCUCCCCUUCUCCUUCUUCAUCUGCAGCAGCUUCAUUCUUCAUCAGGGCAGCUCAGAAGCUGAACCUCUCUUCCAAGAGGAAGAAACACCAGCCCUCACUGAUUCACCCGCAGGAGCCUUCUAUUUACCCCACCAACUUCAGUGGCAUCCUGCAGGUCUCGCCUCCCCCUGCCCCACCAUGCCUGCUACGAGCUGUGUCCAAAGUGAAAGAGAAUCCAGGGAUGGGAAAGGUGAAAGUGAUGAUGCGUAUCUGUCCACCUCUGGAGACUGCAGACUCCUCAGAGUCGCAGUCCUUCUUGAAAGUCGACAGCAGAAAGAAGCAGCUGACACUCUACGACCCAGCGUCCAGCCCACACUCAAGCUCAGGGCACAGGAGAUCCGCCACUGUGGCCGUCCCAAAGAUAUUUGCCUUCGAUGCUGUUUUUACCCAGGAUGCCUCACAAGCUGAGGUGUGCUCAGGGACAGUAGCUGAGGUCAUCCAGUCUGUGGUGAAUGGUGCAGACGGCUGCAUCUUCUGCUUCGGUCAAGUCAAGCUCGGCAAGACAUACACCAUGAUUGGCAAAGACAGCUCCACUCAGAGCCUCGGCAUUGUGCCCUGUGCCAUUUCCUGGCUCUUCAAGCUCAUCAGUGAGCGCAAGGAGAAGACUGGCACACGCUUCUCAAUCCGUGUGUCUGCAGUGGAAAUCUUUGGAAAAGAUGAAGAGCUGAAGGACUUGCUGUCUGAAGUGUCAACAGGCAGCCUACAGGAAGGCCAGUCCCCAGGAAUCCAUCUGAAAGAGGAUCCCAUCUGUGGCACUCAGCUUCAGAAUCAGAGUGAGCUUCGUGCCCCCACCGCAGAGAAAGCUGCCUUUUUCCUGGAUGCGGCCAUCGCUGCACGCAGCACCAGCAGGCCAAAUGUUGAUGAGGAUGAAAGACGCAAUUCCCACAUGCUGUUUACACUGCACAUUUACCAAUACCGCAUGGAGAAGAGCGGCAAAGGCGGAAUGUCAGGCGGACGGAGCAGGCUGCACCUCAUUGACUUGGGGAGCUGUGAAAAGGUCCUAAGUAAAAGCAGAGAUGGAGGGGGAGGUUUGUGUCUCUCCUUGAAUGCACUGGGAAACGUCAUAAUGGCGCUGGCAAAUGGAGCAAAACAUGUACCUUACAGGGACAGCAAACUGACAAUGUUGUUGAGGGAAUCCCUCGGCAACAUCAACUGCAGGACCACAAUGAUUGCCCACAUCUCAGAUUCCCCAGCCAACUAUGCCGACUCUCUCACCACUAUCCAGCUGGCAUCCCGCAUUCACCGCAUGAGGAAGAAGAAAUCUAAGUAUGCAUCCAGUUCAUCUGGAGGGGAAAGUUCGUGUGAGGAAGGGAGGAUUCGCCGGCCACCCCACCUUAGGCCCUUCCACCCUCGAACAGUAGCCCUGGACCCAGACCUGCCCUCCCUGCUCAGCGACCCAGACUACUCUUCUAGUAGUGAACAGUCUUGUGAUACUGUAAUUUAUGUGGGCCCUGGAGGAACUGCAAUCUCCGACAGGGAGCUUAGUGACAACGAAGGCCCACCUGCCUUUGUUCCAAUCAUCCCCUCCUUGAAUAAGAAGAAAUCCUCAAAAGAGGGCCCUCUGGACAGAGACCAGUUCUUUAAAUGUAACACAUUUGCUGAGCUGCAGGAGAGGCUGGAGUGUAUAGAUGGUAGUGAAGAACCCACUGCCUUUGUUGGAGAGGGCAAGCGGAGCCAGGCUAGCCCCAAGACUGACAAAUCAAAGGAGAGCCAAGGCUUGAAUUCACCAAAGACUGUAGCAAAUAUUUCUACCAACCAAGAGGGCGCCUCAACCAAACAAUCUCCUAAAUCAGUCCCCACACAACUAUCUUGUAGUCCCAAUGCUAAAUCUAAAGCAGACAAUGCUAAGAGGCAAUGCAUACCUGCAGAAAGGGUGCCAUCGGAGAAUCAGUGCAGAACCAGUGCUGAUGGUGAGAAGGCCUUGGUCUUUGAAAGCCCAGUUAGUACAAAUAAACUUGGACCAGCUACAGUGCCAAACUCAGAGCCUGUGGUGAGGGAGAAAGUCUACUUCAACAAGAAAGCAUUGCCAAAACCAGCCCCACCUCCUACACAGCAAAUAGAAAAUGGAGGCAAUGAAGAAAGAUCCAGCACCAGAAUGCCACCUGUGGGAAUGAGCCACCAAGCUAUGAAAAGAAGAGACCCUUACACUUCCCCUUUGCUCAGAGCUCCAGUGGAGGUGUGCCAAGUGCGCUCAACCUUAAGGGAAAGGUCUCUUGAUCAGGACAUUCUUAGAGCUACUGUUACUCUGCAGCAACCCGUGGAGCUGAAUGGAGAGGAUGAGUUGGUGUUCACUGUGGUGGAAGAGCUGUCUAUUGGCAGUAUUAUGGAUAAGGGUCGGCCAUCAAGCAUUAUUAGCUUUAACAGUGACUGUUCACUUCAGGCCUUGGCCUCUGGCUCCCGACCUGUAAGCAUCAUCAGCAGCAUCAAUGAUGAAUUUGAUGCCUAUACAUCAUCUGUGGGAGGAUCAGAGGUGAACAUUGCAGUGGUCACACCCCUUCAGGAAGGAGCAACAAACUGUAUAGACAGUAGGGGUUCAUCCAUCAGCUCUUGGCUGAGUGAGGUUAGUGUGUGCACCAUGGAAAGUGAAGGGGCUCAUUCUACAGACGUUUUCCUUCCACGGUCCAAACACAUGGGACCAGAGGCCACGUUUUACUUCGAUUCCCUUGAUAUCUUUCAUUGCGCAUCAUCUCCUAGAGAUGCCAAGAACUCCUUAAAUGACAGUGGUUUUAGUUUUUCUGAACAAGACAGUGAUAGUGCUGCCUCAAGCAAACUAUCACUGACAAAAUGCCCCCCAUCACCAGAAUCAACAAAAGGCUCUCUCAGAUUCACAUCUAAAUUAACUAAAGCUCAUUCGCUUAGUUCUUCCCCACUUUCACAGGGCCCCUCUUUAGUCCACUCUAGUCUUCCCAGGAAGAUUAAGCCUACCUCAUCCAUUUCCCAUAGUAGUAACAGUAGCAACAGCAGUAGAGAUCCACCAAGGCAGCAAGUUAAGCAGGCGGAUCCCUGGCAGCGUGUUGACAACCACUCAGAACCUCAAUUUUCUGACUCUAGCAACACCAGCAAAUUUCUCAGAAAUCCCCCAAGCGGUAUUCCUUCUAGCAAACCAUCCAACAACACCAACAGUGUACCUCGCCCACCCAAGGUGCAAGGUCCUACCUCAUCCCAGAGGGUGGUUGAUGGCUGUGAGAAGUCAGCAAUUAAGAAUCCACCCAGUAAAAUGCCUCUGCUGAGACGAGGUGCCACCACCCUGGGGACGGUGCCUGUCAUCCAUUCCUCUACAGACUACAAGGGAACCCAAGAAAUCAUUGCAUCUACCACAAGCCUUAAAUUCUCCUCUUUGGGGAAAAACAAGGCUAGUUCACAGAAAGCGAGUAAUAUCCCUAAACCUGGCUGCAUCUCGCCCCCUCCACCUCCAGUUCGAAAGUCUAGUCUUGACCACAAGACAAAGAUCCUGCUGCCCCAAAGUGCCUUAAAGUCAGCAUAUGGGGAUGCAGGGAGGACUUCCGGGGCAAGGACAACUGUAUCAGAGGAUGAGCUUGAGGUACAACAAAGAGUUGACUCCACCAGUUUCAAAACUUCCAGCCUCAACACAUCCAAAGUUACCUCAAGCCUGAAGGCCAAAGGGCCUAGAGGAGAGACUGAUCUGCAUUAUAGUAGCCAAAUGUCACUGGAAAGGUGUGAAAGCCUGUCUUUAUCUGGUUCUAGAGCUGCACUUAAUAGAGAGAACAGUGGAGCAAGUCUGGGUGGCAAAUCUAACAGGUCAAUUCCAAGAUUUGGUAUCCCUAACUCAUCUAGCUCUCCUAUAGCUACCUGUCCAUCUACUCCAAGUGGAGGAAAUAAUAGCAAAACUGGUCAGGUGAAAGCUUCUGUAAAUCCCAGAGCAUUAGGAGCAGUUAAUAGUAGUAAAGCACGGUCACUGUCAGCCAACAGUUCUAAGGGUCUUAGUUCCUCAACAAAAUCUUUGGCAUCUCCUGUGUCGAGAAACACCAAUGCCAACCUACCUCCGUCAGGACGAACGCCAGCCCCUCGGACUACUACUCCAGCCACUAAUAAGCCUGGGAGAGGGACUAUCAUGGGUACAAAGCAGGCAAUUAGGGCAGCAAAUAGUCGCGUGAGUGAACUUGCAACAGGCAACAUAUCAGGCAAACACGGGAAAGGUUCAGGAGAUUCAGACAGUGGGAAUGACAGUGGAGUAAAUGUGAAUGAUGACAAAUCGCCCAUAGCCAUGCUGCCCUCUCCAUAUAGCAAAAUCACUGCACCUCGACGGCCUCAACGCUACAGCAGUGGCCAUGGCAGCGACAACAGCAGUGUGCUGAGCGGGGAGCUGCCUCCAGCUAUGGGCCGCACAGCUCUGUUCUACCACAGUGGAGGCAGCAGCGGAUAUGAAAGCAUGAUCAGAGACAGUGAAGCUACAGGCAGCGCUUCCUCUGCCCAUGACUCCAUGAGCGAAAGUGGCAUGUCGUCUAUAGGCAGAGCAAGGAGCUCCAAGUAUCCCAAGAAGAGAGCUAAUGGCUUCCAGAGGAGGCGGCUGAUCCCAGCACCCUUGCCAGACACCUCAUCCCUAGGGAAGAAAGUGAGCACAGCAGGCCAGUGGGUGGACUUGCCUCCUAAAUCUGGACCGCUGAAGGAGUCCUUUGAGAUCAAAGUGUAUGAGAUUGACGAUGUGGAACGGCUCCAAAGACGGCGUCAAGAGGAAAACACAGAGCAACCAUUCCAAGAUGUUGACAAGGGCCUGCUGUAUUUUAACAGUAAGCUAAAGAUGCUGGAGAGAAGGCAACAGCAAGUAAAAGAACUACGGGCAAAGCAUCAAGUGUUGUUGGAGGAGCUGGAGGACACAAAGGCUCGACUGAUGAUGGAGCCCAGCAAGUGGGUAGGAGAGUUUGAGGUGGACCAGAGUUUGGACAAGGAGUCUCCAGAAUACCUGGAAGCUUUGGCCCAGGCCACUGAGGAGCUGGAGUUCUGUGUCAACCUGUGCAAGUCCCACGUCAUGAUGGUGACCUGCUUUGAUAUCAGCAUGCCAUCAACGUUGGGCACUCAGGAGGGACUGCGUGAAGUCGAAGUCUGAGGACAAAAGAAAGUAGAAGUGGAAAGGAAAGAGCAAGUGUAAAGACAAGGGAAGAAGAAAUGUAGCAGUAAUUCAGUAGAUGCCACUUGGAUGAACAACAAGACACAGACAAGAUGAAAGUGGAGCUUUACAAGAAAACCGCCACACAGCUUCUGUGCUGCGUUGACAUGGCAGAGAAAAAAAAGCAUGAGCACAAAUGCUGUUGCCUCUGUGGCAAGGCAGUGGCCAUCACUUACUCAUGAGUCAAUGAACAACACCUGGAAGUGCCUUCUUUAUUGUUUUUUAUUCAUUAUUUUUCAUAUGGUGCAGGUAUCUUCAGCAUACCUAAGCAAACCUGAACAUAUGGCUUUUAAGAAAAAUAUUUUAUAUUGCAUUGUAUAGUGUAUUUAAAUAAAUAUGUGGUGUGUAUAUUUAUCUUUUUAAGGGGGAAAAGAAAAAAGAAGAAGCAAUAAGCUAAUGUUAUUGCGCUCCCGUACUUUGCCUUUUCUCUUGUUUCAAACCUCAGUCAGCAUUUUAUUCAUGUUCAUUCAGCCUCUUGCGCCUUAUUUUAACUCUGGUUAUGUGGUUUCCUAGAUUUUUCAAGCUGGAUUAUGUUAUAUCAUCAAGGACUACAUUUGCUGUUGUCGCUUCUGUCCUGCUAGCUGGCUUGUGAAAGCUUGCAGGGUGGAGUGAAUGUUUUUCCCUCCAGUUGCCUUGAUCAAAAUAGGUCUCAGUGGAUGCACUAAGUUAGAUCAGCAGUGAUGUUGGAGGAAGGUGAGCUUAUUCAAGCUGUGCUUGCCCAUGUUUAUCUAAGUGAGAAUGAGAUAUUAAGCCAAAACAUAUCAAUCAGAGGGGCUACUGUGAUGGACAGUGAGUGAUUAUUCUUGAUUCAGCCAUUCUCUCUGGUGCCUCAGUAAGUGGUCAUGCAACCCUCAGAGACUUCCUUUCUCUCACCUGUGACGUUAGUAUGAUGAAUGGUGACACUGAUAACGGUGCUCAUCACUUAGUCCAGUUUUACUCCAAAUAGGUUUGGAGUGGGGGAGUUUUCUAUAUACGGGAAAACAAACAGGCACAGAUGAGACAGCACAAGUCUGCCAGCCUCUAUAGUGCUUUUUUCCCCCCAAGCUCUGCCAAACCUCGGCUCUAUGCAUUCCAAUACAUUUAUACUACAACUACUUUAAGAAACUCAGUACUGGCUUGAAUUCAGAAACAUAGUUUGGCCACACUGCUACAUGACUGUUUUUUUUUUUUUUUUUUAACUAUUUUAAAAACAGUGUUAAUUAGGUGUUUUAAACAAAGACCUCCAAAUUGUUAAUUUCUAUGAAAGCAUGCAAAGAAGCGGACAAAAGAUCAUGGCAUUGUUAGACUAAAUCAAUCAUGUUAUCGGCUCUUUGAAGCUACUAGAAUAUGCUUAUGAAUCAAACAGCUGACACGGAGAGAACAAAGAGAGGUGAAAAUGAUUGUUACAAAAAUAAGACUGGUUAUGAUGUGUCUUGUGUUUGAUUUCUAUAUCUAUGACUUCAUUUGGCUUUUGUUUCCUUUGAAAGAAUUUACUCUCUCAGGCCCUCUCUUAAGAUGCUGCAUGAGAUUUUUUUAAGUAUUUUUAAGGAUGAUUUCUACUCCAUUUUUAUCAUUCAGAUUUUUUUACAAUAAGUUCACUUUUCACUAACAUGGGGUUAGGCUCAUGAACUAAAUGAUUAUUACCAAACCAAGACCUUUUUUCCAAGAAAUUAUAUGUGAGGUCAUAUUUCAUAUCAAAACCCAUAUUUUCUAAUACCUUUGUUUUUGUAUAGGAUUUUCACACCUUGUGUAUAAAUGUAUAAUACGGCAGCUUGUGUUCUCUUUUAUAGUAUCUGUGAAUAAAAUGUUUCU